CUUCUGUCUUUCUUCUCUCCGUUUGUGUUUCUAAAAGAGAAAGGAAGGCAGAGACCUGUCGAAUGUAGGCGUUGCAGAAAUGUAUGUCUACAUGCAGUAGCAUACGAGCAGCGUGUGUGUGUGUGUGUGUGUGUGUGUGUGAUGUCGGGGGACACCAGCACCCUGUCCUGGAGGAGCAUGUCUCCCACCAGCCAAUCAGAGUCCUCAGAUUUUUCUCCCACGGCGAACAUGGUCAGGGACAACGUCUUCCCGGUGAAGAUCAUCAAGGUGUGUUUCCUUAGCAACAGCUCCAACCUCGGCAAGAACUUCAAACUGGUCCGCUGUGAGGAGGGCUGGACCGUCAGGGAUGUCAUCAACUUGGUCGUGUCCAGCGGCUGCGUGGGUCCUGAUAUAACGUACAGCCUGUGUUACGGCCUCCUCCUCAAACACCUCAAGUCGUCGGCGAUACACUGGCUCCACCCCGACCUGACGGUGUGUGAACUCACACAGCGAUACGAGCAGCAGCACCUGGAGGCCGAGUGGAGGUACGAUUUAAGAGUCAGAUACAUCCCGUCAGACUUCAUGGAGAAAUUCAAAGACGACAGAACGACCAUGCUUUACUUUUACCAGCAGGUACGAAGCGACUACAUGCAGCAGUACGCCUCCAAAGUCAGCGACGGGAUGGCUCUGCAGCUCGGCUGUUUGGAAAUAAGGAGGUUCUACAAAGACAUGAAUCCAAACGGCCUGGAGAAGAAGUCAAACUUUGAGCUGUUAGAGAAGGAUGUGGGUCUGGACCUGUUCUUCCCCAGAGAGCUGAUCAACAGCAUGAAGCCUAAGCAGUUACGCCGGCUGAUCCAGCAGACGUUUCAGGGUUACUCCACGCUGAACCAGGAGCAGUGCAUGUCCAGGUUCUUCACUACGCUCGCUCAGUGCAACAGCUACACACAGGAGAGCUUCGCCUGCCAGCUGGUGCACAGCUGGAGUCUAACUAUCGACCUGGUCAUCAGUCCUGAAGGCAUCAGUCAACAAACUGAAAACUCCACACCCGUCUGUCUGGCCUCGUUCUCUCAGGUUCAGAGCAUCUCGUGCUCUGCAGAGAGCGACGGCCGAGCUCUGCUGACUGUGCACAUAGACGGAGCCAAACAGCCUCUGUCUGUGAGCACGACCUCUCUGGCUAUGGCGGAAAACAUGGCCGACCUGAUCGACGGCUACUGUCGGCUGGAGCGCAACACUGAGAACUCACUGAUUAUACGACCCAGCAGAGGGAGGGACGCCAGACUGAAACUACCUGAGCUCCCAAACAGCAGAGGCCCCGGCGCUCCUGUUAAACCAACAUGUUCGGAUAUUUAUGCAGAGAUUCCCGAGGGCACAGCAGCAUCUGCAGAGAAGCACAGAAUCUGCAGAGAUGACGUCGUUCUGGGUCGGAUCCUGGGCGAGGGAUUUUUUGGAGAGGUUCACCAAGGAGUUUAUAAAAGCCCGACCGGAGAGAGGAUCAACGUGGCCAUCAAAACAUGUAAGGACUUCUCAGCGGAUGUGAAGGAGAAGUUUCUCAGUGAAGCCGGCUUGAUGAAAAAUCUGGACCAUCCUCACAUCGUGCGUCUGAUCGGGGUCAUCGAGGUGGAUCCGGUCUGGAUCGUCAUGGAGCUCUAUGAACACGGAGAGCUGGGGAACUAUCUGGUGGAGCAGCAGUACAUACUCACCACCUCGACUUUAAUCCUGUACUGUGUACAAAUCUGCAAAGCCUUGGCUUACCUGGAGGGACUGAACAUGGUGCACAGAGAUAUCGCCGUGCGAAACGUUUUGGUGGCUUCGCCUGAAUGCGUCAAACUCGGUGACUUCGGUCUGUCUCGCUACGUCGAUGAACAAGAGUAUUAUAAAGCCUCAGUCAGUCGAUUACCGAUCAAAUGGAUGGCUCCUGAGUCCAUCAACUUCAGACGAUUCACCACGGCCAGUGACGUCUGGAUGUUUGGUGUGUGUGUGUGGGAGAUCUUCUCUCUGGCGCAGCAGCCGUUCUUCUGGUUGGAGAACGGUCAGGUGAUCAACCAGCUCGAGUCGGGGGUUCGACUCCCCAAACCGCAGCACUGCCCGCCCGUCGUGUACUCGCUGCUCAGCCGCUGCUGGGCUUACGAACCCCCCGGGCGGCCCAGCUUCAGCCGGCUCGCCUGCUCCCUCAGUGAGAUACACAGGAUGGAGGUGGAGCAGGAGACGGAUGGGAAGAGAGAAAGAGCACGCUCCAUCCCACCGGGGUUUGAACCCAACCAAACAGAGCCUCCUCCAAAGCCAUCCAGAAUACAAGGAAACACACUCCCUCGGGCCACGCACACACAGGGAAAACAGCAGGAUAACAGGCUGGUGUGGGAGAGAGAGAGAGAAAUCGUGCAGGACACUUUACAGAGACAAAGACGAGAGAUGCUGAUGGACAACCAGUGGCUGGAAGAAGAGGAGAGGCAACUGGAUCCUGCCGUGCGAGUGGAUUCACACGUCAAGCCUCCAGAGAAAAGCCCAGAAAACGGUCCUCCAGAGAAACCUCCAGGGCCUCCUCCAGUAACACAGCAGCGGCCCACAGCUGAGCUGGACCGCUCAGGUGAUCACGUGUACACCGGCGUCAUGGCGAUGGUCAAACAGGUGGUGCAGCUGAAGAAUGACGUCAACACGCUGCCCGCCUCAGAGUAUCUGAACGCCGUCAAAGCGUUGGGCAUCACUCUGAAGAGCCUGAUUCAAAGUGUGGAUGAGAUCCUGCCGUCUCUGCACAGCUCCGUCACCACCGAGAUCGAGGGCACUAAGAAACUCCUGAACAAAGAUCUGGGCGAGCUGAUCAGUAAGAUGCGUCUGGCGCAGCAGAACUCCAUCACGUCUCUGAAGGAGGAGUGUCAGCGGCAGAUGCUGGCGGCCGCUCACACGCUCGCCCUCGACUCCAAAAACCUGCUGGACGCCGUGGACCAGGCUCGAGUCCGGGCCAACCUCGCCAAGCCCAGACCUGAGGAACAAGGAGGAGAGGAUUCUGGGUGACAAAAAGAGGAGACACUGAGAACAAUGACAUGAAAUGAACUGAAGUUAUUUUUUGCUCCGUUUCUGGAUAAUGUGCCACAUUUUGUUUUUCCUGCUGCAAAAACAGAAGUCUCAGUAUAUUUGUAUUUUCUUCUCAGACUAAAAAAAUCUUGUUGAAGUGAAGAAACUGAAGAACUCAAACUACAACCGUGAAUAAAAAACAAUAAACUUUUUCUCUUUUUGA
Molecule: messenger RNA, 3211 nt
Organism: Labrus mixtus (cuckoo wrasse)
Lineage: Eukaryota; Metazoa; Chordata; Actinopteri; Labriformes; Labridae
Product: protein-tyrosine kinase 2-beta-like
Exons: 29
Coding region: 142-2988 (948 amino acids)
Biological process (GO): protein phosphorylation; signal complex assembly
Cellular component (GO): focal adhesion; cytoskeleton
Molecular function (GO): ATP binding; protein tyrosine kinase activity
Source: RefSeq, a predicted model, not a curated record